AUGGCCGCCCAGGGAGACCGGCAGGUCCAGUUCAAACUCGUCCUGGUGGGCAACGGCGGCACCGGGAAGACGAUGAUCCUGAAGCGCCAUUUGACCGGCGAGUUUGAGAAGAAGUAUGUAGCCACCCAGGGCGUGGAGGUGCACCCACUUGUCUUCCAUACCAACAGAGGACCCAUCAAGUUCAACGUGUGGGACACAGCCGGCCAGGAGAAGUUCGGGGGCCUGCGUGAUGGCUACUACAUCCAAGCCCAGUGCGCCAUUAUAAUCUUUGACGUAACAUCAAUAGUUUCUUACAAGAACGUACCGAACUGGCAUAGAGAUCUGGUACGCGUGUGUGAAAACAUUCCCAUUGUAUUGUGUGGCAACAAAGUGGAUAUUAAAGACAGGGAAGUGAAGGCAAAAUCUAUUGUCUUCCACCGAAAGAAGAAUCUUCAGUACUAUGACAUUUCUGCCAAACGUAACUACAACAUUGAAAAGCCUUUCCUGUGGCUUGCCAGAAAGCUCAUCAGAGAGCCUAACUUGGAGUUUGUUCCCAUGCCUGCUCUUGCCCCACCUGUGGUCAUGGUCCCAGCUUUGGCAGCACAGUACCAGCACGAUUUAGAGGUUGCUCAGACAACUGCUCUCCCGGAUGAGGAUGAUGACCUGUAA
Molecule: messenger RNA, 648 nt
Organism: Grammomys surdaster
Lineage: Eukaryota; Metazoa; Chordata; Mammalia; Rodentia; Muridae
Product: GTP-binding nuclear protein Ran-like
Exons: 1
Coding region: 1-648 (215 amino acids)
Biological process (GO): ribosomal subunit export from nucleus; protein import into nucleus
Cellular component (GO): cytoplasm; nucleus
Molecular function (GO): GTP binding; GTPase activity
Source: RefSeq, a predicted model, not a curated record